UAAAAGUUUUUUUUCGCCUAUGAUUAAGCUUAUAUUAAAUUUUUCUUUUGCUAGCAUUUAAAACCUUGCGCACUCAAUGUAAAGUUAACCAAGGCAAAAGAACAGAAUUUCUUUAUACUACUAGUUUUAGGUAAUCAUAUAUCUAAAGUAAAGAUAUUUCAUUUUCAUGGCAAUAUUGUUUUCCUCAAAUGUUCGUGGCGUAUUCCAAGAAGGAAUAUGUAUAUUUGGAGCUAACGACGUUUGGUGAUGUAGUGUUUGCACUCAUUCAAAAUAUUUCCAUUUGAUUUGCAAAGUGAAAGACGCUAAAUUAUAUAAAGAUAUUUAUAUAUAUGCACAUAUAUAUAUAUAUAUAUAUUACAUUUUGAUUUCGAAAAUAAUCUAUCGGUAAAAAUGUUUUUUUUAUCGAUUAUUGACACCGUAACCGUAACAUUCAGUUUAUUUAUCGUGUUUUUAAUCACUUUAUCAGCCAUCAAUAAGUCUAUAAAAGCGCGGCGAGCAUAUGUCAAUUUGUUACUUAGAGUGUUUGAGUAUGGACGUGUAAGUGAAGGUAAACUGAAUUUAAAUAUAAAUUCGCGGAGCCGUAGUAAGUCUCAUCAACUUACGGAAGAUGCAAACAAAUCAGAAAAAUUAGUAGCUGUAAAUGGGAAUACUUUGAUUAAUAGAGAUAACGUACUUUUACCAACGUUAACUGAAAAUACCUUGGAUAAGGAGAAAUUUACAGCUACCAUUAAAGAUGAAAAAAUUAGCUUUAAUUUCGAAGAGUGCCUGGAUUAUAUCAAAGCAGGUGUAGAGGCUAUAAUCGAAGAUGAAGUCACAUCCCGCUUCGAAGCUGAACAAUUGAGAAGUUGGAAUUUGCUUGCACGCACAAAUCGUCGUUAUGAAUUUAUUAAUUGGAAGAUAACGUUAAUUUGGGUGAUAGGAUUUACUGUUCGUUAUUCAAUUUUAAUGCCCUUACGAGUAUUCGUUUGCUUCGUAGGCGUAAUAUGGUUAACAAUUUGCACAGCGAUUGUAGGUUAUAUGCCUGAAGGGGAAAGUAAACGUCAGUUAGUGAACGAUAUUCUCAAACAUUGUUUCUCAGUCUUAUCGAGUGCCAUUUCGGCGGUAAUUAAUUAUCAUAAUGAGGAGAAUCGCCCCAACACCGGCAUUUGUGUCGCCAAUCAUACAAGCCCUAUUGACGCAUUGGUAUUAAUGUGCGAUACAACAUAUUCUUUGAUUGGUCAAAGGCAUGGAGGGUUUUUGGGUAUUUUACAAAGAGCAUUGGCGAGAGCUUCUCCUCAUAUUUGGUUUGAACGAGCUGAAGCCAAAGAUCGACAUGCAGUUGCGGAGCGAUUAAAACAGCACGUAUCGAAUCCCAACAAUCCUCCUAUUCUUAUAUUUCCGGAGGGUACAUGUAUAAAUAACACAUCCGUUAUGCAAUUUAAAAAAGGCAGUUUUGAAGUUGGUGGUGUUAUCUAUCCUGUAGCUAUUAAAUAUGACCCACGUUUCGGUGAUGCUUUCUGGAAUAGUUCCAGAUAUUCUAUGCUUCAGUAUUUAUAUAUGAUGAUGACAUCUUGGGCAAUUGUCUGUGAUGUUUGGUAUUUACCGCCGAUGUAUCGUCAAAAAGAAGAGUCUGCUAUUGAUUUCGCGAAUCGAGUAAAAGGUGUCAUUGCCAAGCAAGGCGGACUUGUGGAUUUAGUCUGGGAUGGGCAACUGAAACGAAUGAAGCCUAAAAAGGAGUGGAAAGAAAUGCAACAAGUAGAGUUCAUAAAACGCCUUAAAGCAGACUAAUUAAAGCAUGCUGAUAAUUUCAUUAUGUAAUUUAUUUUAUCACAUUUUCAACUUAAUUAAUUAAGUAAAAACAAUUUUUAAACAAAACGAGAAUAUUUGCUAACAUUUUUUAGAUCCAUAUAAACGUAGCCAAUUAAUGGGAGUAAGUUUUCGGUUUUAUAAUAUAAAAUUUAGACUUACAAAUUAUAUAGAAAUUAGUGAGAAUUAAUUAACUAAUCUAAUCAAAUAAUUACACAUUUUUUUAUUAUAGCAUUUUAAAUGUU
Molecule: messenger RNA, 2030 nt
Organism: Glossina fuscipes
Lineage: Eukaryota; Metazoa; Arthropoda; Insecta; Diptera; Glossinidae
Gene: Gpat4
Product: glycerol-3-phosphate acyltransferase 4
Exons: 6
Coding region: 391-1767 (458 amino acids)
Biological process (GO): triglyceride biosynthetic process
Cellular component (GO): endoplasmic reticulum
Molecular function (GO): glycerol-3-phosphate O-acyltransferase activity
Source: RefSeq, a predicted model, not a curated record